Arvicola amphibius (Eurasian water vole) is the source of this 1187-nucleotide messenger RNA. Its product is annotated as peptide chain release factor 2-like. NCBI's taxonomy places the organism in Eukaryota, Metazoa, Chordata, Mammalia, Rodentia, Cricetidae. The record is from RefSeq and is a predicted model, not a curated record. The coding region runs from base 80 to 1003 and encodes 307 amino acids. The transcript is spliced from 2 exons.
CCGAUACUAACGACCAACUCCCGAAGUUCAAGGCCUCCCAGCACUCAUCGAGCCGCCGAGCCUAUUUUCGGCCUUGAGAAUGGGGGAGGGGGCCGCGCGGCGACCCGCAGUCUGCGAGGCUCCGGCCGUUUCUCAGGCUCCCCCAGCAGGGGCAGGAGGACCCACACCGGGGUCAACCGGGUCGAGAGACCGGCGGGUCCGGAGCCCGGGCGGGGGACAAGCCCCCCGGCUGCCGCCCCCUCCCGCCACUCAAAAAACGGGAAAGGGCGACCGCGGGGUGAGGGUCUCCUCGGACCCAGGUAGAGCAAAGGCGGGCGAGAAGCAGAGCCUCGGGCACUGCGAUCGAAAUCGUCGGGGGCGCGCGGCCAGGACCCAGCGGCGCGCGCCUCCGUUGCCAGGUGGGGGAGGGGCGAAAGGGCUGAAGGCCGCGAGGCGACGGGAACCGCGGAAGCGGGGGAGGGAAAGGUACGAGAAGGCGUCCGCGCCGGCGGCGGCGCCGAGCACGCGUGCGCGGGGCGGCCGGGGCCGUUCUCCGCGCGCUCUGGCCUCGAGCCGAGACCGCCGCCCCUCCCCCACCCAGCUAGCGCGCUCCCUUUCUCUCACCCGCCGCCGCCGCCGCCUCCGAAGGGGAGAGGUCCUGCCGCAGCUGCUGCUAGAGUCUCCGAAUCCCUCGGGCCCAGAAGCCGCCGCCUCGCCGGUCCGCAAGCCUCAGCCGCCGCCUCGCUCGCUUCCUCAGGGGCCGCAGCGGGCUUCGACUGCGCCACUCGCACCCCGCCUGGACCGCGCUGCACGUCAGCACGACCGAGUGCGUCAGCACGCAAUCACGAGAGCCGCUGGGCCCUCUGGGAGCCGUAGUGCUCUGUGCGCAGGCGUUGGAGCCACACGGUGCAGUUUUCAAAAUCAAAGUAACACUGAAAGCUGGACAUGCCUGUCGGUUCUCCCGGGACUCAGGAGAUCAUCACAGGAAGUUCGCUGUGAGUGCAAGGCCAGCUGGACUGUAUGACAAGAGCCUUCUCAACAACAGCAGCAAGAAUGUAGGGCUCACAAGACCGGCUCAACUGGAAAAGGAAUGUAACGUGUGGUAGAAGGACAGAACUACUGAAAGUUGUCCUCUGGCUUCCUAAUGUGUGGCAUGAUACCACCCCCAGUCCCCCAAACACAUGCACAAAAUAAAUGCAUAAAUAAAA